This is a messenger RNA of Phyllopteryx taeniolatus (common seadragon), 4308 nucleotides long. RefSeq names its product Abelson helper integration site 1 (gene ahi1). The transcript is spliced from 24 exons. Gene Ontology annotation, cellular component: ciliary basal body. NCBI's taxonomy places the organism in Eukaryota, Metazoa, Chordata, Actinopteri, Syngnathiformes, Syngnathidae. The record is from RefSeq and is a predicted model, not a curated record. Gene Ontology annotation, biological process: motile cilium assembly. Gene Ontology annotation, molecular function: protein binding. The coding region runs from base 549 to 3773 and encodes 1074 amino acids.
AAGAUGACGAGGAUGCGGAAGCAGAAGACGAAGAAGAAAAGGAACGCGUCUCUCCCGCAGCCAUGUCAACGCUGGAGUGUUUUUAAUGUUGUCGCGCUACUUUUGGCCGAAUAAAUCACACGGAGUUGGGGGAAAGUACCCGAAAGUUGCGCCGAUAAAACAGAUACGAAGCUGCGUGGAAGUGUGCGUGGAUGGGAUAAGCGGAACAGCCUCGGAGCCGGCCGAAAUCACAUGUGUCCUUUAAAACACCCAUUUCCUAAGUUGUAGUUUGUUGACGGUGCACGGUGUUGUAAAUACAGUGAUUAAUUAGACUAAACGCAAGACUCACUCAGUUAAUUACCUUCCCAACGCGUUUUGUUGUGGUGAGCUUAGCGUUCAGUGUAUUUUUGACCGUCUUUAGACGUCAGCAGGGCCAGAGUUCACCAGGAGGUCGUUUGAGCGUCAAAAAGGGCAAGCUUUUGACCCUACGUAUGACGUCGCUCCCGGCUUUUAUUUGCUAAGCUACCGUUAGCACGCUAACGUAGCUAGCUAAAUGACAGACUUCGGUGAUGCCUGUAGGUGAGAGUACCUGGACAAACACCCAGGACGGAUUGGACGAGACGUUUGAUAAGCCAAAUAAGAAAAAGUCCAAGAAGAAAAACCAAGAAAGCAAAGAGAGCAUUGUGAUUCAGACUCUUAAGACCCUCCGUCUCAAGAAGGACGGGGAGUCCGAUGACGACACUACGCAUCAUCUGGAAACUGCCAAAAAAGUCAACAACGGCGUAAACCAAGAGGACACUCAGCCAUCAAAAGUCAAGCGGAAGAGUAAGAGGGAGCUUCCCGGCCGGCCUCUGCCCGACGAAGCCGCUGGUUCGGAAGCGGAUGGCUUACCCAAGGAAGCGAGACGCAGGAGUAAGAAGGGAAAACGGAAAGAUGACACCAAGGGAGACGACGACAAGGAUGAUGACGAGCUGCUGCGGGAGUACCAGCAGCAGAUGGUGCCACAAGACGAAGAGACACUAGUACGUGAGGACGUAGGGAAGAAGAAAAAGAAGAAGCUGAAAUCUGCCACCACCGAAUCGGACGUUGGGUAUCAUGACCCGCACAGUGAUGUGGAAAAUGACUCCAAAGACAGGAAGAAGAAUAAGAAGAAAAAGUCAACACUGGAGGACGGGAGCAUCAGUGCGGUGCAGAAGAAGCCCGUCGUCUCCGAUGAAAACGACGGUCUGGUGCUGGGGGUGUACGUGCAUCGAACGGACGGCCUCAAGACGGACCUGCGCAUCUCGCAUCCAAUGGUGAAGGUCCACGUGGUGGAUGACGUCACGGGACAGUGCUUCAAGAAGCAAGACAGCCAUCGUCCCGUGUCGUCGUUUUACGAGCAAGACGGCGUGGACCACAUCCUGCCCAUCAUGACGCAGCCGUUUGACUUCAAGAAGAACAAGUCAGUCGUACCCGAGUGGAAGGAACAGAUCAUCUUCAACGAGCCCUUCGCACACUUUGUCGGGCGGGACCCCGAAAGCCCCCGAGUGGUCCUCUUCUUUGAGAUCUUGGACUUUCUAACUAUGGAGGAAGCCAAAGCCAACGUUGAUGUUGAGAAACAUGAACGAGGAUUCAGAAAGAUUGCAUGGGCCUUCCUGAAGCCAGUCGGCGCCAAUGGCGUACUGAACACCGGAAGCAAAAUCCGCCUACAGCUCUACUGCCCGCCCACUUGGGCCAAGAGGCAGCCUCACACCAUCGAGGUGGUGGAGUGGUGGCGGCAUUACUCGCGCGUCAAAUACGCAUCCACCCUCUACGUUACCGUGAAAGGCAUCAAGCUACCUCAGCACGUGGACCCGAGCAUGCGUUCCAUGAUGGCGCUGCAGGAGGAGCGAGGCAGCACCUCCUACAGCGAGCUGCAGGACGGCGCCACCAAGAGGACCUCCACGCCACAUGGGGAAGAGAAGUGUCCUCCGGCGUUGAAGUGGAGUAGACUUCCCGGCCAGGUGUGUCGGAUUCCCAACAAGCCCAUGCUGGCGUUCCGUGGAGGUCAAAUGGGUUGCUUGACGGUGCUCUUCUCUCACGCCGGGACGCUUCUCGCCGCCGCGUGUGCUGACAGAGAUUUGUUCCCUGUUGUAGUGUUUGAGAUUCCCUCUGGGAAACCUUUGGCUGCCUUCAGCGGCCAUCUUAAAAUUGUCUACGAACUGUGCUGGUCCGCUGACGACAGACGUCUUUUGUCCGUCUCCUCCGACGGAACCGUCAGGGAGUGGGAUGUGGAGCACUUCCUCCCAACCGCACGGAAGGUUCUGCCGCACCCGUCAUUCGUGUACUCUGCCCAGUACCACCCGGCGGCACAGCACCUGGUGGUCAGCGGCGGCUACGACUGCGUGGUCCGAACGUGGCGGCUGGAUGUUGAUGACAUCAACGGCCUGCUCAUGCGCGAGUUCGAGUCCCACGGCGGUUUCAUCAACACCAUUUGUUUUGACGCAGAAGGACACAGGAUGUUCUCGGCAGACAACACGGGAAGUGUCAUCAUGUGGAAGACCUCAGUAAGAGAUGGCGAGCAGCAGCCUUGGCGUCACUGGUGUGUGGAGAAGAUUCACACUGAAGCGGACCUCAAGGGGGUCCCCAUCAACAUGCUGCAGGUCCAUCCAAACGGGCGCUGCCUCCUCAUUCAUGCCAAAGACCACGUCCUCAGGACCUUGGAUCUGAGAAUUAUGACGAUGAAAAAGUACACGGGAGCCACCAACCGGCGAGAGAGGAUCUCCAGCACCUUCACGCCUUGCGGCAGCUUUAUCUUCUCCGGCAGCGAGGACGGAAUGGCGUACGUUUGGAACGCGGAAACCGGCGACCAGGUGGCCGUGUACUCGGAGCUUUGUUACAGCUCGGCCCUGUGCAGCGUUUCCUUCCACCCGCUCGAGAACAUGGUGGCCUUCUGCGCCUUCGGGGAGAGCCAGCCCGUGCACAUUUACCUGCACGACCGCAAAGUGUCCCAGUUGGACGGGCGCCGCACGAAGGAGCUUAGGUCUGCGUCGAACACGCCCGACCAGCUCCACAGCACGCCGGUCUCAGUCUCCAUGGACCAGUUGAGCCAGACCACCAGGCUGGCGUUGAAAAUGCAGCGAGUUAAAGCGCAAAUGGAUUCUGUCCUUGAACCACAUCGCAGGUCUUCAUCUUUUGAGCCAGGUAGGAGCCUGUUUUCUGACAUCAGCACGAUAAGAUCCAAUGCCUCCCUCCCUCCUCUCUUGGGCGGCUUCAGUCCAGUCGGGCCACAUCGAAAGGCCACGUCGUCGUUCACGCUUCAGACAUCACUUCCUAGUUACAAUCCUCCGGCAGACUCGUCUCAACAUGUGGUGGUGUCGCUGUACGACUACAAAGCCAACCGCUCGGACGAGCUGACGCUGCGGCGCGGCGACGCCAUCCGCGUGCUGUACAAGGACAACGACAACUGGUGGUUCGGAAGCCUGGCAGACGGGCAACAAGGCUACUUUCUCGUCGCUUACGUCGCCGAUCAGAGAGACUCCAGCGAGGAGGCGGCGGCGGCGGGCGUGGAGAGGAUUUCGACUGCAAUCACUCCUUCCGGGGAACUUCGCUUUCUCUCCGAACCCACCCUAUCCGACACAGAGCCAGAGUUGACGGAAGCCAGACUUAAAAAGAAACAGAAAGUGAAAAGCCUCCCCCCACCACCGCUACCCGCGUCUUCCCAGGCCACAUUUUCCGACCCGGAUGUCAGAACAGAGUCGGGCCGACCCGCUCGCCGUCCCCUCCCGAAGAGACCGACUGGGAGGCCAGGUGUUGCUGUGCGACUCCACCCAUGAUGGUCAAGUUUUUGUAAAGACGACAAUCACCUUUAUUGUAUUUAUUAUUUUUUUUUAUAUAAAAAUAUCUGAGAAUGUCUGACAUUUUGAUGUUAUUUAUUAUAGGGACUGAAUUUCUAUACAGUACAACCUCCAAAGUGGGACACAAUCCGUUGUAAUUUCACAAGUUCCCUGAUAGCAAAUAAUCUAAAGCAACUUGCUUUGAACUUUUAACAUGUAAAGAGACACGAACCCCUUCGUGUAAUUCAACUAACAUAACAUAUACACACAGGAAAUGGAACGCUCAAGUGAUUUUCACGCUAGCUGUUAGCAUCUGCUUGGUAAAAUGAAUAAUUUGUGUACGUAAUUGAUAAUGAAUGAGUUGUAUUGCACUGAGCAGCUAGAGAACGAAGUAAGUUCCCUUUCCUGACAAUUGGAUGUCCUAAAUUGAACCACUUGGAAGCUUGCACUGUACAUAUUACUUAUACAUUUCAGGGCCAAAGAAUUAUUGUGACAAAUGUAGUUUAUUUUCAUGCAAUAUAGAACUUUAUACCAA